Messenger RNA from Vicia villosa (hairy vetch), 1206 nucleotides. RefSeq lists its product as uncharacterized. Lineage: Eukaryota; Viridiplantae; Streptophyta; Magnoliopsida; Fabales; Fabaceae. Gene Ontology annotation, molecular function: nucleic acid binding; zinc ion binding. The transcript is spliced from 2 exons. The record is from RefSeq and is a predicted model, not a curated record. Bases 1 to 1206 code for a protein of 401 amino acids.
AUGCAGAAUCACCCUAAUACUGGAAUGAUUGAUGAGUUGCGUAGCUUGAGUACUUUUCAAAGAGAGAAUCCGCCUACCUUCAAGGGUAAGUAUGAUCCUAAUGGGGCGCAAGAGUGGCUUAAGGAGAUUGAGAGGAUCUUCAGGGUGAUGAACUCUUAUGCAGCGCAUAAGGUACGUUAUAGUAUUCAUAUGCUGGCUGGAGAAGUUGAUUACUGGUUGGAUGACACUCACCAAAGGUUGGAGGCUAUUGGCGAGGUGAUUACUUGGGUUGUGUUCAUGAGGAAGUUCCUGAGGAAGUAUUCAACCGUCACUGAGUACGCUGCUAAGUUUGUGGAACUUGUCAAGUUCUACCCACAGUAUAGUGCAGAGACGAUUGAGUUUUCCAAGUGUAUUAAGCUUGAUAAUGGGUUGCAUCCGGAGACCAAACGGGCGAUUGGGUGUGGUGAACAAGGUCACUGUUCCAAUGAGUGUGAGAAUAAGGUGCUUAGAUGUUACAAAUGUGGUAAGACCGGUCAUCGUGUUUUUGACUACAAAGACGAUGGUCCAACUUGUUUUAAUUAUGGUGAACAGGGACAUAUCAACACUCGGUGCCACAAACCGAAGAAGGAUGUUAAUGCUGCCAAGACCAACGGUAGGAUGUUCGCUUUGAGUGGAGCAAAGGAUUCCAAGAAGGACAACUUGAUUCGAGGUACUUGUUUUAUUAACAAUAUCGAAUUUGUUUCUAUUAUUAGUACUGGUGUUACUCAUUUGUUCAUUUCGCUUGAUUGUGCUACUAUGUUGGGAUUGCAAUUGUCUUCUAUGGAUGGUAGUAUGAUAAUAGAUACUCCUGCUAGUGGUUCUGUUACUACUACUUUUGUUUGUAAGGGAUGUCCUUUGACUAUCUUCGAUAAGAUUUUCGUGAUGGAUUUGGUGUGUCUACCCUUGCACCAAAUCGACGUGAUUAUAGGAAUGAACUGGUUGGAGUUCAACUAUGUUCAUAUCAAUUGUUACAAUAAUACGUCGAGGUUCCCCAAGUUCGGUGAUAAUGGAGAACUGAUGUUGUUGACUGCUAAGCAAGUGAGUGGGUUUAUUAGAGAUGAAGUUGUGAUGUUUGCAAUGUUUGCGUCGUUGCCAAGUGACUGUGAGGCUGCAAGUGUUGAACUUUUAGUUGUUUGUGAACUUCCUGAAGUGUUUCCAGAUGAUAAGUGGUUUGCCUCCGGAACGUGA